Messenger RNA from Cebus imitator (Panamanian white-faced capuchin), 634 nucleotides. RefSeq names its product somatotropin-like. Lineage: Eukaryota; Metazoa; Chordata; Mammalia; Primates; Cebidae. The record is from RefSeq and is a predicted model, not a curated record. Gene Ontology annotation, molecular function: hormone activity. Bases 1 to 534 code for a protein of 177 amino acids. The transcript is spliced from 4 exons. Gene Ontology annotation, cellular component: extracellular region. Gene Ontology annotation, biological process: animal organ development; positive regulation of growth; positive regulation of tyrosine phosphorylation of STAT protein.
AUGGCUGCAGUCUCCCGGGCACCCCUGAUCCCGACCUUCACCCUGCACUGCCUGCCCUGGCUUCGGGAGGCCGGUGCCUUCCCACCAAUUCCCAUAUCCUUGCUUUAUGACUAUGCGAUGAUCCGCGCCCAUCGCCUGAACCAGCUGGCCUUUGACAUCUACCAGAAGUUUAACCUAGAGCUGCUCCAAAACUCCCUGCUGCUCAUUCAGUUGUGGCUCAAGCCCGUGCAGUUCUUCAACAGUGUCUUGGCCAACAGCCAACUGCAUAGUUUCUUAGAUAGCUUCAUCUAUGAGUACCUGAAGGACCUAGAGGAAGGCAUCCAAACUCCGAGGGGGAGGCUGGAAGAUGGCAGCCCCCAGACUGGGGAGAUCCCCAGGCAGACACACAACAAGUUUGACAUCAACUUGCACAACGAUGACACACUGCUCAAGAACUACGGGCUGCUCUACUGCUUCCGGAGAGACAUGAACAAGCUCGAAACAUUCCUGAGCAUUGUGAAGUGCCGCUCUGUGGAGGGCAGCUGUGGCCUCUAGCUGCCAGGUGGCAUCCCUGAGACCCCUCCCCAGUGCCUCUCCUGGCCCCGAAAGGUGGCACUCCAGUGUCCACCAGCCCUGUCCUAAUAAAAUUAAGUUG